AUACUAAUUUGUGAAUUCUCCUCCCUCCGUGUAAAGGUAUGAAUUUAGUUUCCACAUGUAUGGAAAUGAUCAGUGAGGCUUAACCCUCACCAGUGUCUCAACUUAGGAAAGGCAGAGGCAAAUCUCGAUAUAGUCACAUCAAAUUUGUUAGCGGUAACUGUAACAAUGAAACAUUUUCUUCCUUCCCUGUGUCUGCUGGGAUCUCUUCUUCUGCGUGCCUUGACUCAAUGCCCCGUCCACACCUCAGAGUUUCAGCUGGAAGGAGAUUAUUUGAUAGGCGGACUUUUUGAUGUUCAUCAUGUCGAUGGCCCUGUUUAUCAUGACCGACCAGAAGCCAUCGACUGCGCCAGUGAAAACUUAACUGAAUCAAGUUAUCGGAGGUUUCAGCUGAUGAGAUUCUCUGUAGAGGAAAUCAACAACUCUACCAACCUACUGCCAAAUGUAUCUCUUGGCUAUGAGAUAUUUGACCACUGCUCAGAUAUACAGAACUUUCCAGGAAUUUUGAAUCUCAUCUCAGUCAAUGGCUUGAUCCAACCUUGGGGUGAACCACAGAAGAAUCUGUCCAGUGUGUCCAAAGUGAUAGCGGUGGUCGGCACCUAUACAAGCACUGAGACACUGAGUGUGGCUCCACUAUUCAUGAUGAAUCUCAUUCCUAUGGUCAGUUAUGGAGCCGCUACCUCUGUCUUUUCAAGAAAACAGAAUUUUCCCUCUUUCUUCCGAACAGUACAUCCGAAUAAAGAUGUCAUAGAAGUGAUUGUUAACAUCAUACUGCACUUCAACUGGCGCUGGGUUGCUUUCCUUAAUGUUGAUGAUGAUUAUGGCAACGAUGGGCGGUAUUUGUUCAUAAAAAAGAUUAAGGACACUGAGAUCUGCCUGGCGUACACCAAAGGUCUCAAUCAUGAUACAGAUUACUCCCAAAUAUUCAGACAGAUAGAGGCACAGAGGGUACAUGUCAUUAUUGUUUUUGCUCCUGAAUGGACUGCUGAACCUCUCAUCGAGUCAGCAAUACAACUAAAUGUCACCAACAAAGUGUGGAUAGCAGGAGACGCCUGGUCCUUAAACAAGAAGCUCCCCAAGGAGAAAGGAAUCAGAAAUAUUGGAACUGUGCUUGGAGUCUCUGAACCAGCCGUGACGAUACCUGGUUUCAGUGAUUUUAUUUAUUCCUUAAAAAGCCAGACUCACUGUGAAAAUGCAGGACAGCAGUUUUGUAAUCAGAUUUGCAACUGUAGUAACCUGAGUCAAGAAGAUAUCUUUUCUGCAGACCCAUCUUUCUCUUUUCCUGUUUAUUCUGCCGUAUAUUCCAUCGCUCAUGCCAUACACAAUGCUUUGCAAUGUGGAGCUGGCACAUGUAAUGGCAAUAUUACACUGUACCCACACAUGGUUCUAGCAGAACUGAAGAAGUCAAACUUUACACUUCUAAAUCAAAGUAUUCAGUUUGAUGAGAAUGGUGACCCCAAGUUUGGAGCCUAUUCCAUAGUUUUCUGGAACCACAGCGGUGACGCAGAGGAGGUCGGCAUUUAUAAAUUUCACCCAUCAUUCCAUUUCUUCAUCAACAACAGCAAAAUUCAGUGGUACACGAAAGGAAAAGCACCUACUUCAGUGUGUUCCCCAGAAUGUCCUGUGGGACAUGCAAAAAAGCCAGAUGGAAUCCACGAAUGCUGCUUCAAUUGUGAAAUCUGUCUGAAUGGAACUUAUGUCAACAGCACAGAGGAUCCCUACAAGUGCAUCAACUGUAAGGAGACAGAAUGGUCUGCAGAAGGAAGUACAUCAUGCAAUCUGCGGGUGGUGGAGUACACCCCAUUCACAGACAGUGAGGCUAUACUGAUCAUGGUCGGGGCCUGGGCCCUGGUGGGCCUCACACUAGCCAUGUCUGUUCUCUUUGCCAUCAACUACAACACCCCUAUUGUCAGAUCUGCUGGGGGACCCAUGUGCUUCCUAAUUUUAGGCUGCCUCAGUCUGUGUAGUCUUAGUGUGUUCUUUUACUUUGAUAAGCCAACAGUUUCUUUCUGUAUCUUAAGGCUCUUACCAUUCAUUUUGUUCUACACUGUCUGUCUGGCAUGUUUUGUUGUGCGAUCCUUUCAAAUUGUUUGCGUUUUCAAAAUGGCUGCCAAGUUCCCCAAACUCUACAGUUGGUGGAUAAAAUAUCAUGGACAAUGGCUGGUCAUCACUGGGGCUUUUGUUAUUCAGGCACUCUUUCUUCUCAUUGGCUAUUCUUGUGGAGCCCCCAAGCCCUACAAUGAAACACUUCGGUACCCAGACAAAAUAAUACUGAGCUGUGACAUGGGUCUGAAAGCAAACUCUGGUUCUGUGAUUUUACUUGUGUCUUUGUGCUCCCUUUGCUUCAUUUUCUCCUACGUGGGAAAAGACCUCCCAAAAAAUUACAAUGAGGCCAAAGCAAUAACAUUCUGCCUGCUCCUGCUGAUCCUCACCUGGAUCAUCUUCUUUACCGUGCACGUGCUUUACUGUGGAAAGUACAUCCAAACUCUUAACGCUCUUGCAGUACUCUCCAGUCUCUUCUCCUUUCUGUUGUGGUAUUUCCUCCCAAAAUGUUACAUCAUCAUUUUUCAACCCCACAAAAACACACAGCAGUACUUCCAAGGUCUCAUUCAGAAUUACACAAAAACAAUUAGCCAGUAGCAGCUCACUGUAAUUAUGUGUCACUGUAGACAGAGGAACCAUUGUGCUUCAGGCCUUCUUGUCAAAAAGAUACAUAUACUAAAUUAAAUCUUUGUCUUGUUCUUUUGGUGUAACCUAAAUGUGUUACAACCAAAUUUGACUAGUUGCUUGGUUGUUCUACUGAGUAAUGUAUUAAUGAGGGAUGCAUUCAUACAGUUAUUUAGUUAGGGAUGGUUGGCAUCUCAUAGCCCUACUCUCAACAUGCUGAUGCAGGUGUAAUGUUUAGCCUGACAGAAUGCUAGAAUUGGCUAAUUAGCACUAAACAGUGCAACUAGGAAUGUCUUUACCAAGCAAUUUAGUCAUAAACCAACAAAUUAAAAUUUUUACCAGAUGAUGGCACUAGAUGAACAGUUGUAAGCGAUCACCAAAGUAAUUAAAAUUCUUCCUGAGGUGUACAUCGAUGUUGAAACUGAAAUUCAUUCAAUCCAUCCAACGGUUGUUGAGACAUUUCACUCGAAACCAAAAGUUUUCAAUUAUUCUGUGAAACAUCUCAAAAUCGAUUUUGAGUGAUUAGCCCAAUUUUUUUUUUCACUCGUUCAUUUUUUUCAAAUGUCAUGGUUCCUGAACAAUGAAUCCCAUUACUUGGUGAUCAUCUGACAUUUUCUCUAGCACCACCCUGAGGUUAACAUUUGGUGGUUUUGAGUGAAAUGUCUCAGCAACAAUUAAAUGGAUUGGCAUGACAUUUGGUAAAAACAUUCAUGACCCCAUCAGGAUGAAUUGUAAUGACUUUUUCUUAAUUUAUCAUCUAGCACCAUCAUCUGGUCCAGAGCUGGCUGCUGGCAUAAGUAGUUCCAUCCUCUUUAAGUGAGUUCUACCACUUUAAUAAAGCUUGUAAUUAUGACACACCUGUUGUGAGAAUGUUUUUUAGUUAGACACCUGGAGUCAUCUGUUUUUUUGAUGCAUCACAUAUGACAGCCAGUAUCUGUAUGGAUUAUUUACAUCUUUCAACACAGUAUCAGAAUCUGACAGUAAUGAACCUCCUGUGCUUCUUCUGCACAGUUGUGAGCUGUUUCACACUUAUUGUGAGUUCAUUCAAGUCAGUUUAAGUAAAUAGCGGCAUGGUUGUUAUUGUCAUUGUAUUUACAGUAGUAGCAUUGUUGUGCACAUGUAUACGCUCAUAUGACUAAUGCAACCUUUUAAUCAAGAAAUUAAACAUAUAUAGUCAACAGACAGUAAUAAUGAAAAUAUGUUUUUUGACUGUUUUCUAAAUGAUAUUAGUUCACAUCAUGUACACACUGACAGUUUGUCUCUCCAGAAUUGUAAAAAUUAAGUUCAUGCCCUUGAAGUCUUAUAUGGGAUGCUGUAUAAUCAAGUUGGGAAGAUUUAUAUUGAUAUGUAAUGUUCAGUAUAUUAACAUUAAUAUAGCACUUAUAUACGCUACUACUAUAUAUAAAUAUUCAGGCUAGUGUACAUUAUUUUACUUCCAAAAGAAAAACAGUCUCCGGAGGGUCAGCUUGGACUCUUCUCUCAGCACAUUCAACUGCUUCCUGAUGUCAUGUGACUGACUAUUAAGCAAAUUCUGGAGGUCUGCAAACCUCACUGUUAUCAUUAUUAUUUUUAAAUAAAAAUUCUGAAGAAGGUGCCACUCUCAAUCUAAUCGACAUUUGAAUUGGUCCAAUACUUUAAUCUAUGACUCCUUAAACUAAUGACAUUCACACAGGCCUUGGCUGUACUGUGUGUUUGGUGCUAAUUAGCAUAUGUUAGCAUGGUAACACACUAAAAUAAGAUUGUGAACAUGGUAAACAUUAUACCUGCUUAGCAUCAACAUGCAAAGAAGGAAAUGAAGACUCAGUUAUUACAAAACCGACACUUCUAAAAUGUUGAA
Seriola aureovittata is the source of this 4501-nucleotide messenger RNA. Its product is annotated as taste receptor type 1 member 1-like. Gene Ontology annotation, biological process: G protein-coupled receptor signaling pathway. The record is from RefSeq and is a predicted model, not a curated record. Gene Ontology annotation, cellular component: membrane. Gene Ontology annotation, molecular function: G protein-coupled receptor activity. The coding region runs from base 166 to 2637 and encodes 823 amino acids. Lineage: Eukaryota; Metazoa; Chordata; Actinopteri; Carangiformes; Carangidae. The transcript has 6 exons.